Oldenlandia corymbosa var. corymbosa is the source of this 1016-nucleotide messenger RNA. The record is from the annotation of a GenBank genome assembly. Lineage: Eukaryota; Viridiplantae; Streptophyta; Magnoliopsida; Gentianales; Rubiaceae.
GUGCAGUUGUCAUUAUACUGUACAUACAUAUCCCUUCAAUUCUAUUAGUUGCCUUUUUAGGUUCUAUCACAUUAUUACAAGUUCUAAUUAAACUCAGACCGAAUUCGUUUCUUUUAUUUUUCUUCUACUUUUGAGCAGAAAAUUAAGAGAGAAAAAUGGUGAAUCGUACCAUGGUCCUUGUAUUUGUACUACCACUAUUAAUCCUUGUAGUAAAGAUGCCGCCUAUAUUCCUCCCGGUGCUUUGUUCUUCUUGCCGGAGCUCCUGCGACGGCAUUCCGAUUGAAUAUCCGUUCGGCAUCAGCGACGGCUGCGGCUCCCCACAGUACCGCCACAUGCUCGACUGUAGCGGCGGCGGCGGUGGAGGUGGAGGAAGCGAGGAGGCGUUGUUUUUCAUAACUCCGUCCGGCAACAACAAGGUCCAAUCCAUCGAUUACGACACCGAAGCGUUGACCAUCUUCGACCAGGCAAUUCAACCUUCCGACGGCAACGUUUUCAUCCCGAUGAACUGCUCCGGCGGCUCCAAAGUAGUACUCAACAUGAGUUCCAUCUGCUUCAACAUCUCCGGCCAUUCUUGCUACGAGCUCUACGAGGGUUGCAGUUCCUUCAGGGUCUUCACGGAUAUUAAUAAUGAUCUUCCACCCUGUUGUUUCAUCAAAUACAAUAAUGUUAAGAACAACAUGAGUGAGUUGAAGUGUUCGCAUUACACUAGCAUUUAUGAUGUUGGCAAGUUGACUAAGGAAGAGGAGCCCGUGAAUUGGCCAUUUGGAAUGAAGCUGUCGUUUCAGAAUCCGGCCUCGUCGUCGUCGCCCGGGUGUGACCGGUGUCGGAACUCCGGCGGAGCAUGUGGAUUUGAUGUCCUAACUCUCCGUAACACCUGCAUCUGUAAUUCUACGUUCAAUACCACCACACAAUGUUAUGAAAUCCAGCAGCAUCAUGUUGAAGAACCAGCACCGAUUCCAGCAGCCACAAUGGAUCAAGAUGAUCAUAUUAUUCAAGAAAUAUUUGGUGUUUGUUGA